Molecule: messenger RNA, 5014 nt
Organism: Limulus polyphemus (Atlantic horseshoe crab)
Lineage: Eukaryota; Metazoa; Arthropoda; Merostomata; Xiphosura; Limulidae
Exons: 11
Coding region: 555-4421 (1288 amino acids)
Biological process (GO): negative regulation of transcription by RNA polymerase II
Cellular component (GO): nucleus
Molecular function (GO): protein binding; transcription corepressor activity
Source: RefSeq, a predicted model, not a curated record
AUACUACGUAGUUUAUCCGUGGAGAGGAAAAGAUUGAGGUGCGUGUAAAUGUCGCUCUUCCGUUUUUGCAGAUUCCGCGCAACGCGUUCGGUCGGAAGUGUUGACGGGCGAUCUAUGUAAGGUUUUUUUGAGUGACGUCUGCCUCUUCAGCCAAAGUUUAGGCCUGUUUUUAAAGGGAGUUGUGACUUCGUUUUACCUGAAACGUUUGUUAAUAUAACUUCAGCCGAAUUUUCUCUGUUUGUUAGUGACGAUGCUUUUACUAUCAGCUGUGCAUUGGAAAACCGCAAGUUUCUUUGGUUUUUUUCUACGAUUUUACGUUAUUUAAUAUUUUAAGCUGCUUUCGCCGAGGACAAAAGUAGUUCCAUAUUUUUGUUACGGAAACUCAUGAAGGAGGUUUAGACUGAUUUAUUAAACACUGAGCUGGUUUUAACAACAAAGGAAACUGUACCACUCGUUCAAGAAAUUCAACAUCGUGUGAUUAUGUUUAAUGUGCUUUGAAGUGAGAUGUCAUAAACAGAUGAAUAAAUGAGGCUUAACAUAGGAGCCAACGAGUAAUGUUCUAUACUAGAUGCUAUCUUUCUGAUCCAACGUUUGAAACACGCUCAGCUAACACAGGAGGGCACACUGAAGAGGCUCGUUUACCACCGGGUUUUGAGAAAGAAAAUCCAUUGGACCUAUCUUUCAAACCCGUUUGUCCGACUCCGAACAGUGUCGUGGAAGCUGAAGAAAUGUUUUACCUCGAGCAGCGGAAAUUUGCUGGAUUGGAUGGCUCUCAAGGACUUCCACCAGGACUACAUAGGCACAUUUCGAGCAUAGGAGGAUCAUCUGGAACUUUAUUGGAUCCGACUCUUCUCAGAUUGGGCUAUAGAACAGAUGCCGCCUUGGGUGGCAUGUUGGGCACCAAUAUGUCAUCACCAUUUUGUGUGGAUAGAACACCAGUUUCAUCAUCAACACCAGCUUUUGGAGCUCACCAUUUGAUGAACAGUGUUUUCCAUCAACGGGAACGAUGCUUGGAUCAGCAUGGUGGUAUAUGUGGAGCGGUGCGACCCCCCACACAGCAUUUAUCACCAUUUUUCGAACCUUCACCAUUAUCUGUACCUCUUCGACCCACCAACAGUGGCAUACCUGAGGGGAACCCUAACUUGGGACCAAGAAGUUUCUAUGGACAAAACAAUCCAAACUCUUUUGGAUUACCAAGUUUCUCGUUAUACCCUGAACGAAAUGAAGAAAAGGGGGCUUUUGUGGCUCUUCGCCCUGGUGCUGAGAAGAGUGUGUUGAAUGGCACUCCACUCGACGCAACAAGUUACGCUGAGCAUCUUCAACGUCUGGGAGAACAUCACGUGCAGCAGAAGAAAUGUGUAGGUGCAUGCUAUUCUCAAUCCUUUGGUAGCUUGGGUCAACCUCCCAAUUCCUGUUCGUGUUGCUUGUCUCCACAAACGACUUUCUGUGGUCGUGGUCCAAUAGGUUGUUUGGGAAAGGAACACCCUUGUGAAAAGAUAUGUAAUAGUACUUGCGGAUACUUCAACCCUUCUCUAUCUUAUCUGGGUCAGCAUUCGGCCACAAGCGACGUUCAUUUGGCAAUGAAUCCCUACUACUCCAAUUUUCCAGAACCUGUAAGAAGAGAGGAAUCCUUCGGUUCAGUGUUUUUCUCAAAUCCAAAUCUAUGGGGUUCAGGAUUAAUAGCAGCUCCGAUCAGUAAAGCUGUAGUCCCAGCUGCCUCUCCAGCACUCAAAAGAAAAGACAGCGCAAGCUUCGGGCAGAAAGAAAGUCCACAUGUUGCCAAAGAUUUUCCAGGUUCUUCAACUCCCGCCGAACAUCGAGAUGUUGUGAUGAAGCAUCGUCCUAACCCAACUUCUGGAUUGAGUGUAGAAACUUUGAAGAAAGAAUCCGAUGAAGUAAUUGUUAUUGAAGAUGGACCCACGAGCAAAUGCAUUAAACGACAUUCUUCUAAGCCGAAUAUUCAAUUAUUAGAACAAAGAACUAAAACCAAAGAACAUUUUCAGAAAGACAUUCAGAAACAAAAUGACACUCAAGAUACUUCGUCUCAGUCAAUUAAAGGAGUUGACCCUUCAAAUAUCAGGAUGAAGAUGCCACGGUUGGAAGCAGUCACUAGAUCCCCAAAUUCUGCAGAUAACACACAGGGACACGAAAAAAAAUUUUCAGACCCUCCACCACUUACGGCAGCAGCAGAUAUUACUGCCUUGAGUCAAGCGAGUACAACAUCCUCUGUGUAUCCUUCUUCUCUCUGGACACCUCACCAACCAGCGACAAGUUCAACUUCUUUCUCGAUUAAUACGUAUACAUCUGUCACGGCAUCUACUCAUCACCAGUCAUUAAAUACUUCGUACACCAAAAAGCACAAAAAUGCAGAUGUGGACAUGUGUAAGCCCCAAAUCAUGUUUCCAAGCAAUCAUCAAUUCAGUCAAAAUGUUGCAUCGUCGCUUCCACACAGCAUCAGAAAUCUCACUCAUGACAUAAAGCCUGCUGCGGGUUUGGACAUCGAAGAACCUGGGUGUUCACGUGCUGGAAAAUCUUCUCGUCAUCAAACUGAUCUUGGUCAUUGCCACCGGGUAAAACAAGUUGAUGUCGAUCAUACAAAAGAAGGGUCAAAUUAUCCAUCGCCUCCAAAGGAAUACCAAAGGGCUGAUGAUAUACCCCCGAAAUCAGCACUGCCUUAUGAUCCUUAUUGUUUUACCCAAGACAAAUCCGAAUACACUUUCAAUGACUCUGAGGGCGUUGUGUCACCACUAGAUGUGAGUGGGUUGAAAAAAGGUCGCAAAAAGUCUAUGUUACAGUACCUAACUAAUCCUGAAGAUUAUGUUGUUUUGAAGAAGAAGAAAACCAAUUACUCGGAUUCUACAUCUAAUCAACCAAAACUUGGGAAAGAAAAGAAGGAACUUCAAUCUACGUCCACCAAGUGUAUUGAUGGUACUUCUCCAAGUAGUUCCCAGGAAAAUUUUUUUUCGAAGGAAAUUAUUUCUGAAGAAAAUGAUAAUAUUAUCAAAUGCUUGAAACCGGAACUUAUUCAAUCGAAACACCGAAGCCAUUCAGGUUCUAAAGAAAAAUCCUUGACAAAGAAAUUAAAGAACAUUGAAUUUGAAGAAGGAUUCCGUAAAGAAGCGAAAAGAGUGUGUGCCAAAGCUAAAAAGAAACUCAGGAAACGACUGUUAGCAAGACUUUAUGAAGACCGAAGAGAAUCAGAAUCAGAAAAAGAAACUGAAAAGCUGUCGAAUAAAGAAGCAGAAAAGAAAAUACAGCAUUCAAAUCAAGCCAUUUCUCAGUUAAGCCUAAUAUGGCGGCAGCGUCGAUUGUUGAACAGCUGUCAGACAGUGAAAAGACGUCGGCUGAAAUCAGGCUUAGAUAUGAUUGCUAAGCCUAAUCGCAAAAAGAAGUCAAAAACGCUAACUUUGCAAAAACUUUUGGAGAAGGAACUUCUGAAGGAACAAGACGUAUCAAUUCCUUUAGAAGGCGCUUUUGAAGUAAUUGAGGGAAAACAGCUGCCGUUUGACUUUACCAGGGGGGCACCCCCGGAGAUGAAACGGAUCAUGGUAAACAAGGCCUUAGGCGAAACCAUUCUUCAUCGUGCCGCCAGGAUGGGGUACAAAGAAGUGGUUUUGUAUUGCCUAGAAACUAAUUACUGUGACGUCAAUUCUCGAGACAACGCCAGUUAUACUCCUCUGCAUGAAUCAUGUUCGCGAGGAAAUCUCGAGAUAGCAAGCGCCCUCGUACAAUAUGGUGGUGACGUUAAUGCGAGUGCAGCAGGGGGAAUUAGACCUCUGCACGACGCCGUGGAAAACGACCACGUUGAAAUUGUUCGCCUGUUGCUCUCUUAUGGCGCUGAUCCUACCAUUGCUACAUACUCUGGUCUUACUCCUCUCAAGUUGGCGAAGUCCUCCAUCAUGGCCGAGUUUCUACGUGGUUUUUUUGCCGACACAGUCGGGGAAACAACCAUGAAUGUGAUUCUUCCCUGGAAGUUCCCCGGUUCUGCUUGUUGUCUAGAUGCAGAGGAGACAGGUUAUGAUGUUUGGGACGGACUCCCUUUGGACUUGGAAGACGAGAACGAGGACAAAGACGACUUCCUGUUCGAGGUGAGCGACACUCCUCACCUCCCGACUUUUCGCCUGCAGUUGCCUGGCAACAACAGCAAGGCAAUGUGUAACUGUCUUCGACUUAUCGAUGUCCUAAAUAACACUGGUCUGACCAAAGAGAGGUUUCUCUCAAUGUACAGUUACGCUGAAAUAUUUCCCAUCCCCAAGCACGAAAUUGAAACAAGCGCAACCUGUAGUCAACUUCUGACAGGUACAAGAUUGGACAGUCUUUUAUCAGAUGCAACCAGUGAUGGAAGCACAACUAUUGACGUGGUACGACUGGACGACAACAUUAGAGACAUUUUGGGCAUCGAAACUGUAACGCUAAGAUAAUUGAGUAAUUUAAUCGUGAUAUUUAAUAUGUGACGAAUUAAGUUAUGUGCGGAAUCACAGGACGCCCAUAUUGUAGAAAUUAUCUACAUGAAAACUUUAAAUUAGGUUCAUAUCGGUUAGCCAUUGUUAAGCAAGGCGUAUGUAAAUCUAACAAAGAUGUUAUUUAUGUGAUUUCCUUUUACGAAUGAUUUGACACGUUCGAAACAUUCAGUGAUAAAAUUAAGAGGAUCGUAAAAUGAGAAGGCGCCGUCUAUAACCUGAGAUUAAUAAUAAUGUUUUUAUUACUUUCAGUCGUAUUUGUAAGGUGGAAAAAAACAACAACUGAUGAAAUGAGGAAGAACGUAACACCAUAUUUGUUGUGUUUUGUUAAUAUAUUGUGUAAAUGUUGUUUAUCAGAGAAAAAAAAUUAGUAAAAAAAGGAACAAAUAUUGUCAGCUAUUGUGAAGUUUGACGUUUAUAUGUGCUGCAUCCUCGUGCUGUAAAUAUGUAGAUAACAUGAUGAACGUGUGGUGACGUAACAGUGCCUAUUUCAUCCUUCAGCCUGAUCUGGUCAUCAUUCUUAAAAAAAUAAAUAAAUUAAAAGUCUUUUAUUA